AUGAACGAAGGUGAUUCCCAGACCGUGCCUGUCGACAACACAUAUCGGGAGGUUGUUGUGCACGCCAACAGGGAGUUCCAGCGGUACGCCUUGGAACACGGGAUAUACUUUGCUCCAGUGGACGAUGACGAAAUCGAGCGGCUCCAAUACAUGCAUGGGAUCUUCAACAUGAUGUUUGACAACAGGCUCAUAUUCCCGCCAGUCCCGCGGCCGAGGAGAAUUUUGGAGUGUGGGUCGGGAUCUGGGGCGUGGGCCAUGGAGGUUGCCGAACAGUAUCCUAACUGCGAGGUCAUCGGAAUCGACGUGUACCCUUAUCCCGCGCCAGAAGAUAUCCCGCCCAACCUAGAUUUCCAGGUCGACGACCUCAACAGCCCGUCUACCUUUCCGUCGAACUAUUUCGACCUAGUGCACAGCCGGAUGAUGGCCGGCGGAAUCCAUGCGAACAGAUGGAUGAAUUAUCUGAGCGACAUACUGCGCGUUCUUCGCCCAGGAGGGUGGUGUCAGAUGGUGGAGAUAUACUUCAACGCGCAAUCGGACAAUGGAACGCUUACCGCGAACCAUGCUCUUCAAGUGUGGUCGCAGAAUUAUAUGCAAAGCAUGCAACCCGCAAAAGAUCCCAGAGCGCCGCUGCGGUUGCAGAACUGGAUGACCCAGGCAGGGUUUGUCGAGGUCGAGUCGCGAUUGUUGACUUUGCCCCUGAGCGGGUGGUCGACAGAUCCUCGAGACAAUGCCAUCGGCACCGCAAAUCAAGCAAAUGUGCAUCGACUCAUGUCAUCACUUUCCGCAUUCCCCUUUUCGCAAGCCCUGAAUAUGACAAACACCGACAUCCAGCUCCUCAUAGCGCAGGCGCGCAGUGAAGCCGACAAUCCGGCCUUUAAGGCCUAUUUCCCAGUGUACGUUUGUAUCGGGCGAAAGC
This is a messenger RNA of Chaetomium fimeti, 916 nucleotides long. RefSeq names its product S-adenosyl-L-methionine-dependent methyltransferase. Gene Ontology annotation, molecular function: methyltransferase activity. The record is from RefSeq and is a predicted model, not a curated record. The annotation marks the transcript as partial. The transcript is spliced from 10 exons. NCBI's taxonomy places the organism in Eukaryota, Fungi, Ascomycota, Sordariomycetes, Sordariales, Chaetomiaceae.